Sphaeramia orbicularis (orbiculate cardinalfish) is the source of this 2148-nucleotide messenger RNA. RefSeq names its product cyclic GMP-AMP synthase. Gene Ontology annotation, molecular function: double-stranded DNA binding; chromatin binding; 2',3'-cyclic GMP-AMP synthase activity. Bases 185 to 1660 code for a protein of 491 amino acids. The transcript has 9 exons. Gene Ontology annotation, cellular component: site of double-strand break; cytosol; nucleus. Gene Ontology annotation, biological process: positive regulation of defense response to virus by host; DNA damage response; positive regulation of type I interferon production. Lineage: Eukaryota; Metazoa; Chordata; Actinopteri; Kurtiformes; Apogonidae. The record is from RefSeq and is a predicted model, not a curated record.
AUGAAUAUGUGGAGAGACUAAAUGACUGGUACCUGUUGAAUCCUGAUACCUGAGAUCCUGAAGGAGGAGCCAAGGUGACUCUUUAAUGGAAAUAGAAAGCGAAAGUGAAGGCAGUGAGAGGAGCUGGAAAACAAGAGAAACAUCCACAGACAGAAACAUCUACAGGUUGGACAAGUGACUCAUCAUGGACAGACAGGAUAGAGUUGUGAAUCUCAGAGGGCGAGGUCCAGGUGAAGAGGACUCCAGGACAACAUCGAGACCCUCACGUUCCACAUCUGCAAGACAAAAGCAGAGAGUCCAGCAGCAGAGAGAGGAGGAGGCUGAGGAGUCUGUCCCCCCAGAGCUGGCCGGCUGGAUUAAAGAAAGAGCCAAGGCCCUGAAGAUCCGGCAGACGGACCGUCGCUGGGCCGCAGAGGUCGUGAAUGAUUUCCGUGAGAACCUGCUGAAGUUCCUGAAGAAAAAUGAUGACCAGCCGUUCUUCCAGACAGCUGAAUUCCUCACCUCUGGUAGCUACUUCGAGAAGGUCAAGAUUGACAGUCCAGAUGAGUUUGAUAUGAUGCUCAGACUUCAGGCUCCUUCACGUCUCAACAUAACACAGCUCGACGACGGCCUCUUCUACCGCAUCGACCUGUGUCGGCCGACCAGGACCUCAAUACGAGCCUUCAUUUUGGAGGAGAACCUGACCCUGUCCUCCAGCAAGAUCCUCAGUGAGAUGCACCGUCUGGUCCGCAAGUUCCUCAAGACUUAUAGAGUGCCUGAUGAACAUUGUCGCUGGGUGGUGAACAGGAAACGCCUCAACUCUCCGGCUGUGACUUUGUCUCUGUGCAGAACAGAUGAGAACAGCGAGGAGUUGAUCUCUGUGGACGUGGUUCCUGCUCUGGAGGUCCACUCAUCACAGGGCUGGCCACCCAACGUCCGUAAUGGACCAGAUAUUGACAACUGGCUCGGAAAGAAGGGUCGCCAAGAGAUCAGAAGUUUACCGUGCUUUUUUGUGCCAAAAAGACUGAAAGGACGAAAUCUCAGUGAAGAAGCAAAAGAGAGUUGGAGGAUUUCUUUCUCUCACAUUGAGAAGAAAAUCAUCACAUGUCACGGCAACAAGAAAACCUGCUGUGAGAGCAACGCCACCAAAUGCUGCCGUAAACUCUGUUUAAUGCUGCUGAAGUCUCUGAUUAAGGGCCUGAAGCAUCGUUUUCCCAAAGAGUUGGACGACCUCUGUUCAUACCACGGCAAGACAGUGUUCCUCCACCUGCUCUCUGAAAGGUUUGAGGACUCCAUGUGGGCUCCUCAUCUCCUCCCCUCCUGCUUCCUGCGCCUCCUCGGGGCUCUGGAGGACUCUGUUCAUAAAGGCCUCCUUCCUCACUUCUUUGUGCCUCAAUGCAACCUGUUUUCCCCGGGUGUGUUUCCCCGCAGAGUGCUGUCUUUCCUCGGCUCUGCUCUGGAGGAGCAGAGGAGGGAGGGUCUGCCUCUGCUGAAGCCCCCUGCUCCUGUCGCUUCUCUGAGCCUCGCAUCUCCUCCACCUCAGGACGACGCUCCUGUGUCACCGACACAAACAGUUCCAUCAGACACUAUGUUCCAUCUUGACUUGACGGUUAUGAAUAAGCAGGCGCUGGCUUUUGCUGUAGCUGUGGUUUGUGUCCUGUUUCUUAUAUGUGUGAAGUAGGGCAUUAACUGAAAAGUCAGUUUGUCGACGCAUCGACGUCUGCGGCACAAGUCGACGUUACUUUGGAGGAGUCGACUAGUCGUGUGCUAUUCUCUCUCUCCCGUCCAUCACCCGACAGGGCGUGAGCCUUCAUUCAGCGCAUAUCGAUACUCUCAUCUUUCUACAUGAAAACCUGGAGCACAGUGAGCAGUAGUGAUGCAGACCCGGCUCAGGUUGGUGCGGGUCUAAAAAAUGUCACUUUAUUUGCGGAGCGGGUCAAAAAAUUCCACAGUGGCUUAAAAAAAAAAAAAAGACCUGUGCAUCACUAGCACGAGGCCAAGACUGAAGGAAGAAGACAACUCAGAGUAGGAUUACUACACUGACUGUGAUCUCGAAAAACUAUGGUCUCAGUAAUGUUCUGUGAACCAUGGAAGCACAACCAAUAUUGAAUAAUAAUUUGAACAGCCAGGAUGUUUGGAUUAUUCUGUUCAUUUAUUUCAUGAAGACAA